Molecule: messenger RNA, 1935 nt
Organism: Protobothrops mucrosquamatus (brown spotted pit viper)
Lineage: Eukaryota; Metazoa; Chordata; Lepidosauria; Squamata; Viperidae
Gene: NR4A2
Product: nuclear receptor subfamily 4 group A member 2
Exons: 6
Coding region: 1-1935 (644 amino acids)
Biological process (GO): central nervous system neuron differentiation; cellular response to corticotropin-releasing hormone stimulus; dopaminergic neuron differentiation
Cellular component (GO): nucleus; transcription regulator complex
Molecular function (GO): nuclear receptor activity; zinc ion binding; nuclear glucocorticoid receptor binding
Source: RefSeq, a predicted model, not a curated record
AUGCCCUGCGUCCAGGCUCAGUACGGGUCCUCGCCGCAAGGAGCCAGCCCGGCCACGCAGAGCUACUCCUACCACCACUCGGCGGCUGCCGGGGAGUACAGCUCGGACUUCUUAACGCCCGAGUUUGUCAAGUUUAGCAUGGACCUGACCAACACUGAAAUCACUGCAACCACUUCUCUCCCCAGCUUCAGUACCUUUAUGGACAACUACGGCGCCGCCGCCGCCGCCGCUGCGGGUUACGACGUCAAGCCGCCCUGCCUGUACCAAAUGCCGUCGCAGCCCCCGCCGCCCCCGCCACCGGCGCCCUCCAUCAAGGUCGAGGAGCUGCCCCUGCACGGCCACGGCUACCCGCCGCCGCCGCAGCCCCCCGUGGCCGGCGGGCCCCAGGCGCCCGAUGAGCUGGCCGUCUACUACAAACCCUGCGCCUCGCCGCCCACCCCGGCCGCUGGUUUCGCGCCGGGUCAGAGUGUUUGGGACGAGGCCGGGCCGCUGCACGGCUUCCAUCAUCACCACCAUCACCACCACCAGGCUUACGGUGGGGCGGCAGGAGGAGCGGCUGGCGGCGGCGGCGGCGGCGUGCAUAAGGCAGCCCCGACGGCGGUGCCGCGUCUCUCGCUUUUCUCCUUCAAGCAAUCGCCGCCCGGCAUGCCGGUGGGCAGCUGCCAGAUGCGCUUUGACGGGCCCCUGCAUGCCCUACCGCUCAAUGCGGAGCCCUCGGGCCACGGGCCUGGCGCCCACCACCACCACCACCACCACCAUCACCACCACGACGGGCAGCCCUUCGCUCUGCCCAACCCGAUCCGCAAGCAGGCCAGUGCCGCCGCCGUCGGCUUCCCCGGACUGCAGAUCGGGCACGCCUCCCAGCUCCUGGACGCCCAGGUGCCUUCGCCACCUUCGCGGGGCUCGCCCUCCAACGAGGGGCUGUGCGCCGUCUGCGGAGACAACGCCGCCUGCCAGCACUACGGCGUGCGCACCUGCGAGGGCUGCAAAGGCUUCUUUAAGCGCACCGUCCAGAAAAACGCCAAAUACGUUUGCUUAGCGAAUAAGAACUGCCCCGUGGACAAACGCCGUCGGAACCGGUGCCAGUACUGUCGCUUUCAGAAGUGCCUCGUCGUCGGCAUGGUCAAAGAAGUCGUUCGCACAGACAGCUUAAAAGGCCGAAGGGGUCGUUUGCCUUCCAAACCGAAGAGCCCCCAGGAGCCUUCUCCCCCUUCGCCCCCGGUGAGUCUGAUCAGUGCCCUGGUGAGAGCUCAUGUCGACUCCAACCCGGCUAUGACCAGCCUGGACUAUUCCAGGUUCCAAGCAAACCCAGAUUAUCAGAUGAGCGGUGAUGACACGCAGCACAUCCAGCAGUUUUAUGAUCUCUUAACUGGUUCCAUGGAUAUUAUCCGGGGCUGGGCAGAAAAGAUCCCUGGCUUCACUGACCUUCCCAAACAAGACCAAGACCUGCUGUUUGAGUCUGCCUUCCUGGAACUUUUCGUCCUGCGGUUAGCCUACCGGUCAAACCCCGUGGAAGGGAAGCUCAUCUUUUGUAAUGGUGUGGUCCUGCAUCGGUUGCAAUGUGUCCGUGGAUUCGGGGAAUGGAUCGACUCCAUUGUGGAGUUUUCAUCCAGCCUGCAGAAUAUGAACAUUGAUAUCUCUGCCUUCUCCUGCAUCGCUGCCCUAGCCAUGGUGACAGAGAGGCACGGCCUGAAGGAGCCCAAACGGGUGGAAGAACUGCAGAACAAGAUUGUCAAUUGCCUCAAGGACCACGUGACUUUCAACAACGGCGGCCUGAACCGGCCAAAUUACUUGUCCAAACUCCUGGGCAAGCUUCCGGAACUUCGCACGCUCUGCACGCAAGGCCUGCAGCGUAUUUUCUACCUAAAAUUGGAAGAUUUGGUGCCGCCGCCAGCAAUAAUUGACAAACUUUUCUUGGACACUUUACCUUUUUAA